This is a messenger RNA of Meloidogyne enterolobii, 722 nucleotides long. NCBI's taxonomy places the organism in Eukaryota, Metazoa, Nematoda, Chromadorea, Rhabditida, Meloidogynidae. The record is from the annotation of a GenBank genome assembly.
UAUUAUAGUUCAUUCUGUACGAGCACGCACGUCUACUAUUUGGAAGGGACGAACUGGAGCGAAUUUGAGGAAAAAAUAAAAAAGGGAGAUUGGGAAUGAAUUUUUGGCAAAAUAAAUAUAAUAAUUUUUUAAAUUUUUUCAUAAUUGUUAUAUUCGUAUUAAUAUUUUUAAUAUUGAGGAUUUAUUCUAAUAAUCUUUAUUGCUCAGGUCAGGAUUAGUUCCUGGUUUUUUUGUAAGAGGAAUACACUACAAUAAUAACAACACAUUUGAUUGGGAAUUUUUAUCAGCUAUUUCAGUAAAUUUUCGAUUUAACUCUUCAAAUUACUUAAAUUUUGAUUAAGAUGCGGAGACCCGAUCUUCCUAAUAAUGAGAAUAAUGUUGACGCUGUAUUACAGCCUGUUGAGAAUCAAGGACGACAUAAACCUGAUGCACCGACUAAAAUAUUGUCUGAUAAUGUGAAUCAGCUUCGACAGGAUUUAAAUUUUUCUCGGACACAAUACGCUGAACUUUUCCGACUUCAUCAACAACAAAUGGCUGAGUCACGUGAACAGUCAGCUGCUAACAGAGAAGCAUUGCGUGCCGCACUUGCUGAUGCUGCAGAGAACAGAGAAGCAUUGCAUGCUUCACAAGAAGCAUUGCGUGCGGCUCAAAAUCAAAUCGAACAAUUGCAAAAUCUUUUGCGACAAAAUAAUAGUACUUUUUAUAUUGAAAUUAAAAAAUAA